UUCUUACCCUUAUUAAUAAGUAUUUUGCUUUUUUUCCCGGAAAAAAAUGGAGAAUAUUGAAGAAGUUCCAAAUGAACAGGACUUGGAAACAUGGGAGGAAAAAGAAUUAUAUAUGAUUGAGAUGUUACAUAGUUUAACGCUUAAAGUAAAGGUCAAGAAGAUGGAGGGUAAGCUUUAUAGAAAACGGGAGCUCGAAUUACAAAAUUAUUUAUCAAAUACACCAUGCGAGGAUUUGUCUCAGUGUGAAUGGCAAUUGUCUUUAUUAAAGUUGAUGAAACUUCGUCAGAAGAAUGAUCAAAUUUUUCAGGAGAUUAAGUGGUAUCAAGGUCAGAUAGAUACAUGGAAAGCUGAAUUAUCGGAUAUGAGACUUCAUAAAUUGAAAUCUCGAGGUUUUAUGCAAUGGCUUAAACAACUGUCUGGUAAAUCUCCGUUUAUGUGUAGAAAAUACCGUUCACAGACAGAGCUUCCUGGAAUUACGGGGAUUUGAUUGUUUUUUGCAUUGUUUUUUUUUUGGAAAUUUAUAUUCUUU
Pneumocystis carinii B80 is the source of this 529-nucleotide messenger RNA. RefSeq lists its product as hypothetical. The record is from RefSeq and is a predicted model, not a curated record. The transcript has 5 exons. NCBI's taxonomy places the organism in Eukaryota, Fungi, Ascomycota, Pneumocystomycetes, Pneumocystales, Pneumocystaceae. The coding region runs from base 47 to 487 and encodes 146 amino acids.